CCGCAACAGUUGUGUGAUUCUGGUGACCUCUGCUUCACUCCCCCAAGGCUGUAAGAAGUGAUUUGUAUUCGAAAAAGAUGAAUCUUGACUAUGAUGACUUAAAGCGUAUGCAUUCCGGAGUGAGCAAACAAGAAAGGGAUAAGAUUCUCAGAGGUUUUAUAAAGCGCGUUGAUGCUACAUUGGCUUUGCAUAAGCAUGUUCCUUUGAACAGAUUCUCACUUAAGUGUAUGGAUGAUGUUGGACCAGCUCCUGUCAUUGGUUGGAUAACCAAUGUGUUGAAACGUCGUGUAUCAGAAAUGGUUCUGGACAUCUCUUCGUGUUGGGCUUGGCCUAUGUCUGCAGCUAUUGUUGGGUGCGAGACUAUGGUUCAGGAAUUUUGGGAAUCUUGCUCUGUUUCUAGCACCAGCCUCAAUAGACUAACUUUCCGUUUUCGGCAAAUGUUCUUAGAUAAUCACAAGAGUGUGUCCUUUGAUACUCCUAAUCUCCUAUACUUGGAGUACUCUGAUGUUAUAGCGGACAAGUAUCCAAAAGCAAAUUUUGAUUCACUUGUUGAAGCUCGUCUCGAUCUUCAAAUGACACAUGAUCAGAUCCAUGAGGCGAAAUUUGCAGGAGAUGAUUUAUCUACGCAUGAAGGGUUGGUUGGUAAUGCAACUGUUUUCUUUAUGGGAAUUUGCAAUGUUAAGGCCCUUUACUUAUCUGACAGCACUCUUGAGGUACUCGCUUUCUGCUGUGAGCCAAUGCCGGUUUUCAACAACCUGAUUAAGCUAACUGUUAAGACUGACCGACAUGUAGGAUGGGAAUCAUUAACGACUCUACUCAAGAACAGUCCUAAUCUAGAAACCCUCGUCUUUGAAGGACUUCUCCACAGAGAUGGAAUGAAAUGUCAAAGUGACGAGUGCCUGUGCAAACCUUGGGAGGUGGAGGAUAUUCCCACUUGUCUAUCAUCAAGUCCUGUGAAGAUCCUAAAGAUACUGAAGUUUGGAGAUAUCUAUGAAGAUGAGGACAUGGACAGAAUGAUGGAGCAAGUUGAGUACUUCCUUGAGACAAUGCCGAAUCUUGAACAACUCAUAAUUCAUUAUGAAACCUCAAUUGACGAAGAUGUGGAGGAAGUAUUAAGCCAAUUUCAGAUGGUUCCUAGGGAAGGUUUAACCAAUUGCCAGAUUCAAGUAAUCUCUGAUAACAUCCACUUGUCAUCUAUUUAAGCAUGUUUCCUUUUCGUCGGUGAAAUGGAUUUCUCGUUUCUUGUUAUUCAAGUUUUUAGGAUUCACUCAUGCUUCUUUUUACCAUCUCAAAGCCAUGAAUGUGUCUCGGCUUUAAGUUUGUAAGAGUAGUAUCUAAUGACUUGUAUUUUAAUUAUGCUUUUGUCGGUUAGACCAA
Capsella rubella is the source of this 1377-nucleotide messenger RNA. RefSeq names its product putative F-box protein At1g58310. Lineage: Eukaryota; Viridiplantae; Streptophyta; Magnoliopsida; Brassicales; Brassicaceae. The transcript has 4 exons. The coding region runs from base 78 to 1202 and encodes 374 amino acids. The record is from RefSeq and is a predicted model, not a curated record.